This is a messenger RNA of Amorphotheca resinae ATCC 22711, 351 nucleotides long. RefSeq lists its product as hypothetical. Gene Ontology annotation, cellular component: cytoplasm; nucleus. Lineage: Eukaryota; Fungi; Ascomycota; Leotiomycetes; Helotiales; Amorphothecaceae. Gene Ontology annotation, molecular function: protein binding. The transcript has a single exon. The record is from RefSeq and is a predicted model, not a curated record. The annotation marks the transcript as partial.
CUCCUGCAAAUGGGAGCUAAACCAAACGUGCAAGACCGAGAAGGAAUCUUCCCCCUCUUUUGGGCUCUGUUCAAUGGGGAUGUCGCUCUCGUCGCAACGCUAAUCGAGCACGGUGCAGAUCCCAUCGUGUUCGACAGUGACGGUUGCAGUGCCCUGCACUACGCGGCUAUCAAUGGCUACACGACGGCUUUAAGCUCCCUGAUCUCUCUCAAAGCCGACGUCAAUACCCAAGAUACAGAAGGUUGCGCUCCUGUUUUUUAUGCAGUGCUUACAAGUCAUCCCGAAGCUGUUGAAAUCCUCCUGUUGAAUGGCCGAGAUCUUGUCAAGCAACAGCCUGAAAGUCAAGUUUGA